Molecule: messenger RNA, 3204 nt
Organism: Arachis stenosperma
Lineage: Eukaryota; Viridiplantae; Streptophyta; Magnoliopsida; Fabales; Fabaceae
Product: DEAD-box ATP-dependent RNA helicase 13
Exons: 14
Coding region: 12-2573 (853 amino acids)
Cellular component (GO): nucleolus
Molecular function (GO): nucleic acid binding; ATP binding; RNA helicase activity
Source: RefSeq, a predicted model, not a curated record
CCGUGUUCGCCAUGGAAGCAGCUACAGCAACUGCUACUUCCUCUCAGUCUCGCCAGAGAAAGCUGAAGAGAAAGCGCGCCGCCGCGUUGGCGAGUGACCCCCAACUCGACCGACUUAACUCGCUGCCUUGGAACCCUUCGUUUCCACGAAACAAUGACGAAGAUGAUAACAACAACGAAAACGAUCCCUUUGCUAUGCUCGCUACUGGCUCCAACGAGCUCGAAGGAGGUUUCCUCUCGCUCGAGGAGAUCGACGAGGCUGAUUACGGUUUUUCCAUUCCUGAACCUCAAAUUAACGAUAAGAAGAACCAGAAGAAGAAGCAUAAACUCGACGAGAAUGUGAUAGAAGAGAAGAAGAAGAAGGAAGAAGAAGAAGAAGAUGUUGGAGUUGGCGGUGGCGGCGGCGGUGGUAGCGGUGAGGUUGAAGUGAAGAAGGAAAAGAAAAAAGACAAGAAGAAGAAGAAGAAGAAGAAGCAGAAAAAGAAGACAAAGAAAGAUAAGAAGAAGGAGGAGGAGGAAAAGAAGGAUAAGAAGAAGGAGGAGGAGGAAAAGGAGGAGAAAGCGGUUACCGAAAACCAGAAUGUUGAGAAGCCAGAUACUGGUCUAGAUACUGAUGUGAAGGAUGAUGAUGAUGUUGGGGAAGACUUUGAUGAAACUGAAUUUUAUGCAUGGCACGAGUUGAGGCUUCAUCCUUUGCUGAUGAAAGCAAUUUACAAGCUUGGUUUCAAGGAACCGACGCCAAUUCAGAAAGCUUGUAUUCCUGCUGCUGCUCAUCAAGGGAAGGAUGUUGUUGGGGCUGCUGAGACAGGAUCUGGUAAAACACUUGCAUUUGGUUUGCCCAUUUUGCAACGUAUUUUGGAGGAACGGGAGAAGGCUACAAAGAUGGAGGAAGAAAGGGGUAAAGAGCCAGAAAAAUAUGCUCCUACAGGAAUUUUGAGGGCUCUAAUUGUUGCCCCAACCAGAGAGCUUGCUAUUCAGGUAACUGAUCAUCUGAAAGCAGUAGCUAAGUAUAUUAAUGUUAGGGUGACCCCUAUUGUUGGGGGAAUUUUAGCCGAAAAGCAGGAGAGACUUUUAAAAUCAAGACCUGAGAUUGUUGUUGGAACUCCAGGGAGGUUGUGGGAACUUAUGUCAAGUGGAGAAAAGCAUCUAGUUGAGUUACAUUCAUUGUCUUUCUUUGUGCUUGAUGAGGCUGAUCGAAUGGUACAAAAUGGUCAUUUUAAGGAGUUGCAAUCAAUAAUUGACAUGCUUCCCAUGUCAAAUAUCUCCGCUGAAGAUAAUUCUCAACAUGCACAAAAUUGUGUUACAGUUUCAAGCUACCAAAGAAAGAAAAGACAAACUCUUGUGUUUUCAGCUACUGUUGCACUUUCUGCUGAUUUUCGCAAGAAGCUUAAGCGCGGUUUAGUAAAACAAAAACAAUCAUUCACAGAGGAACUGAAUUCUAUUGAAACUCUUUCUGAACGAGCUGGAAUGAGAUCCAAUGCUGCAAUUAUUGAUCUUACCAACCCGUCAAUAUUGGCAGCCAAGCUUGAGGAAUCAUUUAUUGAAUGCAGGGAAGAAGAUAAAGAUGCCUACUUGUAUUAUAUUUUGACUGUCCAUGGACAAGGUCGCACCAUAGUUUUCUGUACAUCAAUUGCAGCUUUGCGCCAUAUUUCUUCCAUACUGCGGAUUCUUGGCAUUGAUGUUUGGACUCUGCAUGCACAAAUGCAGCAGCGAGCACGUUUAAAGGCCAUGGAUCGUUUUCGUGAAAGUGAAAAUGGCAUACUAGUUGCUACGGAUGUUGCUGCAAGGGGUCUUGAUAUUCCUGGUGUUAGAACUGUUGUCCACUAUCAGCUUCCGCAUUCAGCAGAGGUUUAUGUGCAUAGAAGUGGAAGAACAGCUAGAGCUUCUGCUGAAGGUUGUAGCAUUGCUUUAGUCUCACCAAAAGAAACGGCAAAGUUUGCUUCGCUGCUCAAAUCAUUUUCUAAGGACAAUUUUCAGCGGUUUCCUUUACAGAACUCAUACAUGCCAGAGGUUUUAAAAAGAUUGUCUCUUGCACGCCAAAUUGACAAAAUAACACGAAAGAAUUCGCAGGUGAAAGCUGAGAAAAACUGGUUUGAUCGAAAUGCUAACUCAGUUGAAUUAGUUACUGAAAAUGACGACAGUGAGGAGGAACAAGUGAACAAACACAAGCAAAUGAAAGCCAGUUCUAAACAGUUGAAGACAUUGCAACAGGAGCUCAAAAUGUUGAUUUCACGUCCUUUACAAUCAAAGACAUUUUCACAUCGAUAUUUAGCAGGGGCUGGUGUCACACCUGUCAUGCAGGAACAAUUGCUACAAUUAGCUAAGCAAAAACUAAAUGAUCGCCCGGGCUCAGGAGUAGGCAAGAAGGGAAAAUUGGUUGUGAUUGGUCAAGAUUGUGUUGAAGCACUUCAGGCACUCCGGAAUGCCGGUGAAGAGGUGCGCAUGGAUGUCAAGGAUUUUGCUGGAAAACAGAGAAAUAUAGAAAAUCGGAAAAGAAAAAGAAAAGAGGAGAAGAAACGUUUGCGUGAUCAACGAAGAAAGCAGAAGAAAAAGCUAAAACAGGACAAUCAAUAGAUUGCAAUACAUAUGAUAUAUAAAGUUGGGCAAAUUUUGCACCAACCGAAGUUUUGUCAUUUGUUGCUGGGUAAUUUUAAGGCUGGGACUAUGUCCCAUAGUUUUAUCGUGAUUAUCCAUAGAGCUUUGAUUUCUUGUAUGAAUAGAAUAUAUCAUGAAAAUUUCAAUUGAGAAGUAGAGAAUAUAACUAUGUCAGAGGAAGCUUAUGUCAACUUUGGCAGUUAUCAGCGGCAAUCAAGCUUCAAAUUCAGUGGUUCUGUAUUCACACAUAGACCAGCCGUGACUGAUCGAAAAUAGUUCUUUUUCUUUUUGAUGUUAUACGGAAUUUUCUCUAGUCAUGUUUCAUUCAAAAGCAAGCUUAUUCUAAUGAAAUCCUACAAGUUUAGGCUCUGUUCUUUCUCUCUCUCUUACUAUCAUUGUUGCAGAAUCAUUAGCAGUUUUUUAUGGUGUUGGUUUGGUGUUUUUGAUUUUGGAGAGUAUAAAUUAUAACAUUGGAAAGUAUCUCAAUGUUUUCUACAGGAAAAUUUCUUCUUUUUUGCUUUUCACGAACUGGAAGCACUCACUCAGAGCUACCUCAAAUUCCGCACCAAUUAUGAAAAAAAUCAGGGAUUGUAAAAUGCAAAUUGUCCAA